Molecule: messenger RNA, 345 nt
Organism: Debaryomyces fabryi
Lineage: Eukaryota; Fungi; Ascomycota; Pichiomycetes; Serinales; Debaryomycetaceae
Gene: MED3
Product: Med3p
Exons: 1
Coding region: 1-345 (114 amino acids)
Source: RefSeq, a predicted model, not a curated record
AUGUCAUUAUUUUUGAAGGCGCUAGCUACAAUUCCAGAAAACCAAAGCCAACAAGAGUAUUAUAAGAUUAUAGUUCUGCGCUUAAGAACGGUACAGAAUAGCAUAAAAGAAUAUUGUGUGGAAUACAAUAAACUUUUGCCAAUCAUCAACUUAUCCCAAAUUAAGCUUGGACAUGAAGUAGAAAUUUUACCGCAGAAUGGUAAGACGAAUCUGACAAGCCAAAAGGCACCAAACACUAAGCAAGAGCCAAAGAAAAGCAAUGCAUCCAACAAAACAUCGGCACUGGCGACUAAUGAUACGCAAGAUAAAAACGGUCUGAAUUCUCAUCAUCCAAUUGUAAUUUAG